Peniophora sp. CBMAI 1063 is the source of this 1359-nucleotide messenger RNA. The record is from the annotation of a GenBank genome assembly. Lineage: Eukaryota; Fungi; Basidiomycota; Agaricomycetes; Russulales; Peniophoraceae.
AUGGUGCGGUCCUACCUUGCCGCUUUGGCCUCCGUGCUAGUUGGCGCUCUAGCCAGCCACGCUGCAGUCAUCGUACCACCGGAGCUCGCGACGUUCACCGGUCUAUCUGAGGUCGAGCUCCUUCAUCUACUGCAGCCCCGCGAUGCCGAGGCGUCAUGUCCUUCGACGGCGAACUUCACCGGGAUCUUUUCGGGACCCGGCAAACCCUCUCGUGUAGAAGUGCUCAAGCGCAACUCCUUCGUCAAGCGGUCCGGGACGAAAUUGAAGCUUGCUGGAGAGCCGUUCAAGCCUGUUGGGGCCAACAUAUACUGGCUCGGAUUGGAUGAGAAUGUGAUCCCAGAUCCGUCUUAUCCUAGCCAGACACGAGUGCUGGAGGUACUCGCCGAUGUUGCGGUGAUGGGAGGGAACGCUGUGCGCGGACACACCCUAGGAGUCUCUUUCGGGAACCCAUUGAGUGUGGAGCCCUCCCUUGACGAGUUCAAUGACGCCGCGUACAAGUCUAUUGACUUUGCCAUUGCCGCUGCGCGUUUGUACGGUAUCAAGCUGCUCAUCCCACUGGUCGACAACUACAACUACUACCACGGGGGAAAGUACCAGUUCAUCGGCUGGCACGGCAUCAACUUCACUGGCACGGGUGCUGACAUUGUUCCCGCGGAUGUCGGCGCCUUCUUUUACAACACGACAGCGAUCGUUGAUAGCUUCAAGAGAUAUAUCACCCACCAUUUGAACCACGUCAACCAGUACACUGGGAUUGCACUCAAGGAUGAUCCGACUAUCAUGGCUUGGGAGUCUGGCAAUGAGCUAGCCGCUAUCCGAUUCGGAGAUGGGCCCGCUCCACCGGCGUGGACAAAGGAGAUCGGCGAGCACGUCAAAAGCAUCGCACCCGACCAGCUGUUCAUGGAUGGCUCGUACGGCGUCUUUCCGGAGACGCUAGGAAACGAAGUGGUCGAUAUCUUCGGCGAUCAUUUCUAUCCACCAAACAUAACCAGACUGAGUUCGGGCAUUGAAGCCGUCGAACAAGCUGGACGCGUGUACUUCGCCGGGGAAUACGAUUGGACCGGCGUCAACGGAGGAAAUGAUUUAACAUCCUUCCUUGGAGCCGUAGAAGCCUCGCAAAGCGCGGGUGACUUCUACUGGUCGCUCUUUGGCCACGACGAUGCGUGCUGUCAAUAUGUCGAACACGACGACGGUUUCGCGUUCUAUUACCUUCGUGGCAACGACACGGACCUCUAUGUGCAGCGCGGGGACAUCUUGAUUGAUCAUGCCGCAAGGAUGACGGGAGUGAAAGCACCAAAAGCGCCUCGGAAGGUGGCGUGCCCACAGAACAUUGGUCAGGCCAGCCCAGGGUUCGGCUUGUAG